Messenger RNA from Penicillium daleae, 1581 nucleotides. RefSeq lists its product as uncharacterized. NCBI's taxonomy places the organism in Eukaryota, Fungi, Ascomycota, Eurotiomycetes, Eurotiales, Aspergillaceae. Gene Ontology annotation, molecular function: transmembrane transporter activity. Bases 1 to 1581 code for a protein of 526 amino acids. Gene Ontology annotation, biological process: transmembrane transport. The record is from RefSeq and is a predicted model, not a curated record. The transcript has 5 exons.
AUGAUGCCAGUCCACACACCUGAAGAUGGAUUCCCUCCCGGAACAAUCUUGCUAGAAGACCGAAACGCUCCUCAAUCUGAAUUGAUUCUCAGUCCGACUCCCACAGAUGACCCAGAUGAUCCUUUGAACUGGUCUAAACUUCGGAAAGCAGUCAACUUUGCACUCACCUGUACAUACGUGCUUUUCACGUUUGUCCUUAUUGAUAUCAACAGUCUCGCAUAUCGGGGAUACAUCAAGGAGCUGGGUCUGACCUACGCAACGUUCAACAUAUCGAGCGGCUGUAACUUCGCAGGCCUUGCGAUUGGGUGCCUACUAUUGAUCCCCUGUGUGCACAAAUUCGGGCGACGUCCGCUAUAUCUUGUCAGCGCUACUCUACAACUCGUUUGUGCCGUCUGGUGGGCCAACUUCCAUCAUGCCGGGGAGUUGAUCACCCUCAGUUUUCUGGUGGGGAUCGCCGGCUCAGUCAGCGAGGCAAUUGUGAUGAUCACCGUCGUCGAUUUGUUCUUCGUUCAUCAGCACGCUCGUAUGAACGGAAUAUUCAUCUUCAUGCAAAGCCUUGGCGCCACCGGUGGCCCUGUCGUUGCAGGGUACAUUGUCGUCUCUUUGGGCUGGAGAUGGAUGUGGAAGAUUGUCGCAAUUCUAGUCGGAGUCAACCUUCUUUUUGUACUUUGCUUCUUCGAAGAGUCCAAGUAUGCCCCUACGAUUGUCGGGCACUCGGCCUCUUCAAAGUCAACUGAAUUUCUCGAGGACAAGGAAAAGUUCGACACAACUACAGAGACACAGCCAGUACAAUCUGUUCAGGUCCAGCGCAGCCGCAAAUCUAUUCGUCAACGUCUGGCUUUUGUUACAAAAACCGAUGUACCCAUUUUACAGCACUUUCAUCAGCCUCUGAUCGUUCUUUUCUCAUUCCCUGCAGUGGCAUUUGCUGCCCUCACCUACGGAUCUAUUCUUUCCUGGUUCUCUGCCACUGUGUCGGCUGGGUCUUACUUUUUGAUCGCUAAACCGUACAAUUUCAAUGCGGCUCAAAUUGGCCUGUUCCACCUGGGAGGCUUCGCAGGCACUGUUCUAGCCACACUCACAGCACCACCACUGAAUGAUUGGCUUAUUAUCCGGCUGGCCAAACGAAAUGAAGGUAUCUUCGAGCCAGAAAUGCGGCUGUGGAUGAUGUUCCCAGCGGCUGUUAUAAAUUCCGCCGGGUUGAUGAUGGCUGGCAUUGGUCUUGCGAAGGGUUUACAUUGGGCUGUCCUGGCUGUUGGAAACGGCAUAUUCGGCUUUGGUUUCAUCGUCACUGCUGACGUUGCUCUCACCUAUCUCACUGAUAGUUAUCCUGAUAUCCUUGGUGAUGCACUCAUAGCCGUCGUGUUCGUUCGUAACGGCUUAGCCAUGGUCAUUCGAUUUUCGUUCACGGACUGGAUCUAUGGCAUGGGCAUUCAGAACACCUUCAUCCUUAUUGGAGUGAUUGCUUUGGUCACUGCCAUAUUACCGGCCGUAUUGGUGAUCUAUGGUAAACGGGCUCGAGCGAAGACCGCUGAGAAAUAUCGGGUCUAUGCAUCACGCCAACAAGUUGCAAGGGCUAUAUAG